Molecule: messenger RNA, 1557 nt
Organism: Xiphophorus maculatus (southern platyfish)
Lineage: Eukaryota; Metazoa; Chordata; Actinopteri; Cyprinodontiformes; Poeciliidae
Gene: polr1f
Product: TWIST neighbor
Exons: 4
Coding region: 13-1134 (373 amino acids)
Biological process (GO): DNA-templated transcription initiation; DNA-templated transcription
Cellular component (GO): RNA polymerase I complex
Source: RefSeq, a predicted model, not a curated record
UUUACAAGAGGCAUGGCGAACUUGAACCAUGCCGAAGACGACCGAAACCACGUGAAAAUGCCCGGCGAACUACCCGCUGCUGGCUCGCCGGUCAACCCGAAUCAAGGGUCCCGUGCUCCGGGUGGGACUGCGGGCACCAUCCCCUCAUUCGCCGCCGCCUCGGAGCUGCUGUCUGCUCCGUACUCCUGCCUGGUGCUGAACACGCACCGCAGGCACGUAGCGCUGCCUCCCGUCUAUCUGAACAAGAAAAGGACGGGGAUACAGGAGGAGCUGGACGCCGAGCUGCUCAAGUUUUCCCAGAGUCUCCAUGGAGUUCCUUUAGCAUAUGACAACAUCCGGAUCGUGACCCAACAUGGAGACAUUUACGACGACAGCGGCUACAUCCACAUGAACAUUGAGGCCAACUUUAUUGUGUUCCAGCCCAAAAAAGGACAGAAACUCUUGGGAAAGGUGAAUAAACUUGGAGUAAGUCACGUGGGCUGCCUCGUACACGGCUGCUUCAACGCCAGCAUCCCCAAACCAAAUCUAGUCUCCGUGGAAACCUGGAGGGAUAGCGGGCCGAGGAUCGGGACGGAGCUGGAGUUCAAGGUGACGACGCUGGAUGCCGACACCGCAGGGGUGCUGCUGAUCAGGGGACAGCUGGACAGAACCAGGGUGCAGGAGCUGAUGGCUAUGAGCGAGAACGUGGAGUCAAGCGUUCCUGCUGGCCAGGAAGAGCCGCAGGAAGCAGAGCCGGCCCCGGAACCGCAGGAAGCAGAGCCGGCCCCGGAACCACAGGAAGCAGAGCCGGAGCCGACCCACGACGGCACGCCCAAGAAGAAGAAGAAAAAGAAGAAGGAGAAGGAAAAAAUCAAAGAGGAGGAGACAGAGGAACAGAUAACAAAAACACCACACUGUCUUAACGGAUCCACGGAGCAGACAAACAGUUCGGACACUCCAGAAAAGAAAAAGAAAAAGGAGAAACACAUGAAAGAAGAGGAGGAGCAGAUGGCGGUUUCAGCCAUGGAGAACCAUCGUGGCUUCGGUGUCAAACUGAGCAAGAAAAGGAAGCUUGAAAGUGGGACAGAUGCACCAUCAGGGGACGAUGUAACCCCGAAAAAAUCCAAGAAGAAGAAGAAAAAGAGUGACGUUUAGUAGUAAAUUGCAGACUCCAGAGGUGACUUUAACAUGAACUCUAUUUUUAAACGUUUAAAUUAAGUCCUGCAGAAAAAAAAAGACCAAUGGUGUCUCUUCUCAGUGAUUUGUAGUUCCACUACAUUGCCUGAUGGUGGAGCAAAACCACCAUAGAUGAACACACUGGCAGGCAACAAUCGGGGUGAAAACUUCUCAAUUCUGACAUGAAAGUCAACUCAUUUUCCUCCUGUGCCUUUUUAAGACUUCUUCCUUACAGACAGACUGCUUUGACGAAAGCUCCACUAAAAAUGAGUGCUUUUUAAGGAUCAUGCUUACAAUCCAUGCAGCACAGUCACAAUGAAGCCAGAGAAUGCUUUUCUCUAGAGUGUGUUUUUAUCUUGAGAGAGAACUGCAGAAAUUUAAAAUAAAUAUCUGAUUCUCAUA